This is a messenger RNA of Rotaria sp. Silwood2, 408 nucleotides long. The record is from the annotation of a GenBank genome assembly. Lineage: Eukaryota; Metazoa; Rotifera; Eurotatoria; Philodinida; Philodinidae.
AUGAAUGGUGAUGUCCAAUUUGAUAAUAUCAGCUUUGCUUAUCCAGCUCGACCAGAUGUCUUAGUCCUACGAAAUAUCAGUCUGAUAGCUCGUGCCGGUGAGAUAACAGCUUUAGUUGGUUCAAGUGGUUCGGGCAAGAGCACAUGUAUUUCACUUCUACUUCGUUUUUAUGAACCUUUAUCGGGCCAUAUUGCAAUCAAUAAUCGAUCGAUUACCUAUUGUGAUUUGAAACAAUUCCGAAAAAAGAUUGGUGUUGUCAGUCAAGAACCAGCUCUCUUUGCCACAAGUAUCUAUGAAAAUAUUCGCUUGGGUAAAGAAAAUGCAACGAAAGCUGAAAUUGAAGAAGCAGCACGUCAAGCCAAUGCGCAUGAUUUCAUUAUGCGCUUACCGGAUGUUUAUAUCGAAUAA